Messenger RNA from Porites evermanni, 13511 nucleotides. NCBI's taxonomy places the organism in Eukaryota, Metazoa, Cnidaria, Anthozoa, Scleractinia, Poritidae. The record is from the annotation of a GenBank genome assembly.
CCAGGAAGGGACGGUAGAGACGGAAGAGAGGGUCCUAAGGGACCUCGAGGACUCGCGGGACCAAAAGGUAUGAUCCGUUGGGCAGAGCUAGUAGGGAACUUAAGCAAAGGCUUUUUUGAGCGACCCACGUUAACAGGAAGUGCACAUUUUACAUACCUGAGCAGUGGUUUUGUCCAAAUUUUCAGUGAAAUUGCCUCUACAAGUGUAAAGAAACUAAGUAAUACACAUUUUAUAGCGUCAAGGCAUAUAAAAUUAAAAGGGAAAGUCUUCAUUUCCGGUUGACGGGGAAGGUCUUGUGACAGGCUCCCUCAGAAAAUCUUUAGAAACGCUAACGAAAAUAAUAUUUUCAACACUCCUCAUAAGGUUUGUCUUUGGAAAGAGAAACCAAUAUAUUUCAAUUAAGAAUUAUUUUCUCAACUAAUUUUGAGUAAAAAUGAUUCUAGUCAAGUAUUGUCUUGCCUCCUGCUAGCAACGCUGUGAAAUGCGUUAUUUAUGAAAUAUCCCUUAGAGUUCUUAACGCAGAUUUAUCUUUUUGGCUCCACGAUUUAGGCAUAAGAACUAUUCAUCUUUUUCGUGUUCAUUAGGACCAGUAGGUAGCACUGGAGCUAUUGGCCCUCAGGGUCCCCCCGGACCACCAGGAGAGAAGGGAAAGGGACUGUCUGGGGUGAAAUACGUUCGCUGGGGAAAAACCAAGUGCUCUGGAGAUGCUACGACGGUGUACAGUGGUAAGGGUGGACGACUGCAUAUAUUUGAUCGUCUACUCAUCUAUAACUUCAAUCUAGUUAAUUCAUCGAAUUAGUUUAUCAUACGUAAGAUAGCAAUUUUGUAUGAUGUCUGGUUUACGAGUGUGAUUUACUUAUAAAUUGAUAUCCUUUUCUAUAUAGGGCGGUGGUAAGAAAUUCUGUAUGACAAGUAUAUACUGAAUUAUUUAUUAAGAUUAAAGUAUUUUUUUGGCUGUCUGUUUUAGAAUUUUUUAGUUUGGGAGACCUGGACCCAAUAAAGCAUGAGGAUGAUAUUUUGUACAGGCGGAGGAGUUCAAUUCAAUUUUUUUGGUGGCCAUCACCGGCUAUUUCAGAUGGAUAAAUAAACUGCGCUUUUAUCGGUUACUUCAAUUCUGUUUGCUAACGGAUUUAAGACUGAUGUGUUCUCCGUGAACGCGCACCAAGUAAUCUAAAUUACUUUUUGCAUGUCUCCAUGUUUUCUCUUAUAAUUAAUUAACUUAUCAGACAUCGUUUGCUACCUUUGCUCGAUCAGGCAUAAUCUAUUGCAAAUCGAAUUCUCACGCAAAGAAUUUUUAAGGAGAAGUUAGUUCUGGAAUCAUGGUUAUUUUUUGCUUCUUAUUAGGAAUCAUGGGUGGAGAGCAUUACACUCACUCUGGAGGCGCAGCGAACUAUCUUUGCCUUCCAAAGGUUCCAAAGUACGAUCGGUACAAAGAUGGCGCUCAGCACGGAGGAUUGAUGUAUGGCACUGAGUACGAACUGUCGUUCAACCCUUUUGACAAAACCCUCCAAGACCACAAUGCAGUUUGUGCCGUCUGCUAUGUCGAGUCACGUGGCUCAAUGCUAAUGAUACCCGCACGAAAUGAUUGUCCAUCCGGAUGGACCGAGGAGUAUCAUGGGUACCUGAUGACUGAACAUUACACCCACAAGAGUCAAAAGGAAUUCGUCUGUAUUGACAGAAACGCGGAAUACGUCCCUGGAACCCAGGCGAACACGAAUGGUGCCUUGCUGUACUUUGUUGAAGGGAUGUGUGGAAGUCAUUUGCCGUGUGGUCCAUAUGUUUCAGGUCGAGAGUUGACUUGCGCUGUGUGUACCAAGUGAAAGAAGGACUUGGCCUUUCUUCAUCAUGCUUAACUGACAAGCAUUAAAAAAAAAAACGCUGUUGAUUAGAAGAAGUGUUUGAGAUAGUCUACACACAUAAUGCAGCUCAUUUUUUAUUGUAUUAGUUUGUGGACACGUACAAAUGAAGCUUGCAAGUAGUUCAAAAUAAUGAAGUAAAAGUGAAAGCAUUAGCUGAACUUUUCAUUGUCUUUUUUAAUUAUGGACUUUCUGUUUCCUUACAACAUAUAUGAUAUCAAUUUAACGUCUCCCUUGCCAAAUGAUAGGCUAGUACAGAGUUCACUCAGCCGUAUUGUCCCAAACUAAGUAGGAAAUUAUUCAGAAACUGAACCCUCCUGAAAUUUACUAUUUGAUUAGGUAGUGGUACACUAUUGUUUAUUUUGGGCUUUGGGACAGUGGCUUAAUUAGCACCCCCGUCUUAUUCCAGAACUUCUAUCCAAAACUGACUUCUACUACACCGGCUCAGUUUGCAUGCCAUGGAUGCCAUGGACGAUGACUUUAAAACCCGAGCAAAGAAUUGCAUAAAGCCAUCAUCAGUCUUGGAUUACAUAACGUAAUUAUUAGAGAUUGUCAUCUUGGUUUGCAUGGCCUGAAUAAACAGGAUCAGCACAAUUGGUUAGGGCUCGGCCUUCUUUGCCUAAGGUUCCGAGUUCAUUUCCAGGUGUGACCUCCAAUGCGCGUUUCGACUUCUUUCCGUUCCUUAGCCUGAGUAUCAGCGAGUUAUAUUUUCCCGUUCCUUGUAUAUAAAUAUCCGUAAAACGGAACGCUGAUUUAUGGAGCAUGGAAUGUAAAUAGAGGAUUUUACACGGUGGCACGAAGAUAUGAAUUUUGUUUUCGAGUGGCAAAACAAUAUUUUACGAACGAGGGCAGCGAGUGAGUAAAAUAUUGUUUUUGCCACGAGAAAAUAAAAUUCAUAUCUUCAAGCCGCCGUGUAAUGUUCUUUUUAUUAUAUAGACAAAAAGAUAGAGGGAAAUUACCGAAAUUACGUCAUCGAUAAACUCACGGGUGAGAUUAUGGAAAAUGAACCACUUGGGCCUCGGAUGUAGUUUUUAUGAAUUUUACGAGUGAUAUAUUUUCAAGUAAAACACUCGUGUCUAUAUAACAAAAUGUACGAGCGCACCGUUACGGUAGGCCUCAGACUUUCCAGUGCGAUUAUUAGAGACCUUAAGAUUGAGGUUUUUCGCCAUUUCCCACGAACCGCGAACGUCAAUAAGUCAGGAUUGCGGUUUGAGGUUCACAUUUGUACGGCUAGACCACGCUCCAGAGGUAAGUGAUUUACCGCAAGGUUUUUUGCAUCCUAAAACAUCACAAUCCCAUGUUUGAGAAGAAAUACGACUUUUGCUUAUUGGUUAUAUCAACUUUUGUUUCAAAAAACGUAAUUUUGAAGACAAUUUCUCAGCUAAAAUAGAAGUAAGUGGAUGAAUGAAAACAAACAUGGCAGCCGCGAGCUACCACCCGCGAAUCUUAAGUGCCAAAUAUGGGCAAACGGCUAACGUAAAACCGUUAACCGCAAACCUCAGUUUGACGGCCGCAGUAAAGUGACCAAACCUCGAUCUUAAUUAAGGUCUCUAUAAUUUGUUACGGGUCAUCGGCGUAAAAUAAGGAACUAUACGGAACUAUACGUACCUUUACUUUGUAUGGACCUUGGAAAUUAUUUUUAAAGAAAAUUAUUAGUCAAUGACCUAGGUGAAUCGCAGGAAAAAAAAAUCCUAGCACUCCCAAUAGUAAUCGAACCUAUAUGACCUACUGGUUAUUAGUCCAAAUCCUCUGGUUACCACUAAGCUAGAGGAGCUGAUUCUUGGGAGCUAAGGCCACUAAACGUAGGUUCAUGUGACAAACAUCCUGCAUACAUGUACUGCUAGGACUAGAAUGUCGAUGUGUGCUUACACGCAAUGAUAGACUGAAUGUGAUGGUGUUGAUUUAAAGAUGUUUAUUCAGUCAAUGACACGGGUGGCUCGGAAGAAAUAAUCAGAGUGCUAGUCUAACCUAUGAUCUUCUGGUUACUAGUCAAGAUGCUCUAUCACUUAGACCUAUAGGAGAUUCUUGAAAGGUAAGACCGGUAAAUAUUUAUUAAUACGUUUCUUCUACGCUUAUCUUCUCGAAGCAUCUGCUAACCCGACACUCGUUAAAACUUUCUUGGCUGGCAUUUUCAAAGCGAAAAAAAAAAAAAAAAAAAUGACUUGUGAAGUUGCUAAAAAUGCAAGAAAUAGUCAUACAGGGAAAGCGUUUAAAUUUGUACAGGGGGGGUUCGGAAAAAAAAUACAAAUUGUUAGUUUAACUUUUGUUUUUCUGGUACAAAUUCAAGAUGUUUAUCCCCUUAGACUAUAGGAAGAUUUUGAAAAGGAAAAACGGGAAAAAUUUUUUAAAUACGUUUUUUUAACGUUUAUCUUCCCGAACCACUUCCUAACCCGAAACUCGUAAAAACUUUCUUGGGGGGAAUUUUAAAAGCGAAAAAAAAAAAAAAAAAAAAUGACUUGUGAAGUUGCUAAAAAUGCAAGAAAUAGUCAUACAGGGAAAGCGUUUAAAUUACUCUCAGACUAAAAUAAGUAAUGCGUUAGCAUUGACAGACUUGCACGUUGGAUUGAUGGGCAUGUGCGGUAUGCGUUCCCGGAAGGUCAACCGCUGUCCAAACAAAUCGUUUGACAAGUUAUGGUUACAAGAUCAUCACGUUGUUUACAAAGUUAUAUCACGCCAGUUGACAAUGAUUGCGUGUAUUGCGAAGUUUACAAAUUUUGCUAUAUUGCGUCGGGCAGUUUAGGACAAGACAUGCGAAUGCAGGCGUUCUUGUUGGGGGAAACGUUGACUGUACAGUCUGUGUUCUCUUGACCCGUACGGUUUUACACAAGUUAAGCAUGCUCUAAAAUUCGCGAUACGAAAAAGAAGUAAAGAACACAAAGAGCAAAAAUAACAAAAAUCUUCGCCCCAAAUAACAACAAACAGUCUUAGCAAAAGGAAUGAUGACACUUACCCACACCCUGUACACUCUGGACUCUGUCACGUGUAUCAGCGCAUAAAAGUUUUCAAAAGCCUUGUAACUAAUCCAUUUGUUUUAGUUUGCUUUAUAGGCACCAUUUCGUGCGGGCCUGGCGAAAUUCCUCCUUAUAGUUUCGGAAGAUGGAAAAUGAAGCAAAAGCGAUUUGCCAGGCAAAGCUUUCCAAAUCAAAGCGUUUUCGUUUUUUACUGAAUUUAACCAUCGCGACAUGCUUGAUAGCAUGUAUCGCCUCUCAGGUCUCUGUUUGCCUUUACAACUACCACAAGUUCAUGCAGUUAAAUAGCCGCAUUGACAAUUUGAAACAACUUGUGGAGGUGAUCGCGGUUGAAAGAUCUUCUAAACUGACUGCUAGUCAGCAGGCGAUUUCGGAUGAAAACGAAGUCAUGCGAGAAAAAAGGUCCGUAGCUGAAGAAAGGUUCGCUGAUCUGCGAGAUUUGGCUGAGCGCGUAAUGGUGUUGGAAGACAGGUAUGCAUAAUCGUAACCUGCAUGCGAGAGAUUAUUCGGAUAGCCUGUGUUGGCUUUCGAUACUGCAUGGACGGAAACUAGCAUCUGCUCUCAUAGUGCGGCCUGGGAAGCUGGUGGAAGUAUGCAGCCCAUCAAUAUAAAAGAAAAUGAAAAUGCUUCGACAUAGAUCACCCCGCUUACUUCAGUCAGUAAAAAUUGAUAAAAUCAAGCUAAAUAACAAAAAACAUAUUAAUAGACGAGGUUUAGAUUAUUUGAGGCACUCACUGCGAUGAGCAUAAAGAAGGACAAUUAACGCUCCAGAAAGACUGAAGCUAACCGUCACGGUUUAGUUAAUUUUUGUAGCUGUGUUCUAAAUAAUAUUAAAUAAAUUUGUCCUACAAUUAUUUGCCUGUUUUAAAGUGUUUGCGUUUGUCUUCUUCAUAUAGUUUACGUGGCCACAACAGCAACAGGAAUGUUGCUGUAAAUUGUCUCUCAAGACUACUAAGAGGUCAGUGCUUUAACUGUAAAAUGUAAAAAUAUCCUUGCGUAUAUUUCAAUGAACAAAGUCAGUAUUUUAGGUAAAUAAAACAGAUAUGGACGGAAAUGAACAAUCAAUUAAAAUUUUCUGGUUUCCCAAUCGUACUUGUAAAAAGUUGUGAAAAGUAGCACGUUUCACAGGUAACUGGAAUGUAUUUUUUGAAUGUUUGUUGUCGGUGAUCUUUGUGCAAUAUACACUCAGCGAGAUUAUUGAUUGCGUACGGGACGCAAAAAGAUUUCUGAUGAAACGCUAAUGCCCCCGACGAAACGCCUGCCCGCUGGUUGUCAAGAUUCACGAGUAUUUUCACAAUUCUGACCUAGUUUUUCAAGAACUGUAAUUACGCUGUAUUUCGUGAGUAUUUUGUGGUCGGGAAUCCUUAUAAAGCAACAUGGACCCAAUAUUAAGGCAAGAUUAAUGUAGUGUUUGCGAAAAGGACUCUUAGCCGCGAUAUGAUAGCUAAACGAGCGAGCCAAAUAUCUCGGAAUGGUCUCUCCAUGUUAAUUACUUACAUGGGCGCGACCAAACAUCAACUUUGUCAGACACGUCAUUCAAGGGCGGUAAGGAAUGGCAUGUGGCAUGGCUUGCGGAAUGACAAUUGCGCCCUUUUUUGGGCGCCAGUGAAGCAGUCGCUUUUUUUGACGUUGCGGGCUCGACUAGGAUGUCAAAGUAAGCCCUUGGGUGCUUACCAUUUGACAGAAAAGUCCUGUUGGGGUGUCGAAAGUAUAAUGGUAAGCGAUUUACCAGUUUACCGUAGAAAUGCCACAUCCGUUACGGUUUGAAUCCAAAAAAAGGGCGAAAAUGGGCAGCGUGAGUCUGGAACCGAGAAGGAACCGAGAAAUUGGUUAAUGGUAAGCAACAUUCCGUGUGGUUCGUACCAACCGGAAUGAAAGGACUACCUCAAAACGUACUCCUCAAUUUUCGGUUGGAAUUUCCGAAAAGUGACCUUACCAUUUACCUUCCAUCCGGAAUUUCCAAAAUUUUCUUUCGGAUGGUAAGCACCCCUUGUUUCCAUAUCUCAAAGCGCCCUCUCUCUUUUCACUUACACUUACAGGAAAUUUCUAAGUUUCUUGACUCAGAGACUUAGUUUCUGUUCAACAAAUGUUGUCAAAGUGCGAAGUCUCUUCAAUUUUAAAGGGAAAAAAGAUUCAUGAAUACAAGCAGAACUCGAUCCCUGAGUGUUGGGUCUGCAGUCUCCUAUCCUAACCACAAGACCACAGAAGAUUCGUUGCAGUUUGAUUUAAAUCAAAUCAAGGGCGUAACGCUAAAGGGCAAAGAAAGCUCGCUGAACGUGAAGUCGGGCUAGCUACAAUCCUAAGGAUUUUAAUACGGUGAAUGAAUCAGAUCAUAUUCGAGACUAAAUGAACGCCCCUAGUCAGACAUUAAUCUGUAAUCCACAAAUCGAGUGAAGCGAACUUGCCUCUGUCCCCUUUCUGCCUUUCCGCGUCCCUUCGCACUCCCCUUGUGUUUGUGAGUGUAUGCGUUUGAUCGUGGAAAAAAAAAAUGCUGAAAGUAGAAGGAAGAAAAAAAAAAAAGGAAAGAGGGAAAGAGAAAAAACACGCAAACUCUAUUGCCAGUAUUCGAGCUCGCGCUUCUCCGCGUAUGCUUUCCUGUUUAGUUUAGUUCUUUGUGUCAUUUUCAAUAUAGAGUGCUUGCAGGACCACACAAGGAAGUGUGGGGGGUCCAUAUUUAUUUAAUGUUUUCCUCAAUGACCGGAAAGUUUUUAUGAAUGACACGCCCGUGCUUUUCAAAUAUGCUGACGACUCUACUAUAGUAGCUCCCGUAUGGAAGGAUUCAGACACGUCAGCAGACCUGGUAAAUCAUUUUCUCAGUUGGAGUAUAAAUAAUCAGAUGUUGUGUAAUCCCAGCAAGUGUAAAGAACUGAUAUUUGGAAAGAAGGAAAGUAGCGGUACACGCCAUCAGUACGCUCCCAUCAAUAACAUUCCUCAAUGUGAUAGCCUUGUCUGCUCGGACUGGCUUUUCAGCCUAAUUGUGAAUUUAUUGAGCACGUCAGACUCAAGCUUACAAAAGCUAACAAGUGCACUGUAAUUUUUUGGGAGUUAUAAUAACUCCUCUAGUGGGGCUAAUUUAACUCCUUACAGUGGAGUUAUUUUUCGUGGAGUUACUUUAACUCCAAAAAGGAGUUUAAAGAACUCUUUUUCAGGAGUAAAAGUGACCCCAGAUAUUGAGGAGUUAAAAUAACCCCAAAAACGGAGUUAUCCUGUACCUAAAAUUUUUACUCCACUUUCAGUGUUAAAUUAACUCCAAAAAGAGUAAAAACAACCCAUGUAAGGAGUACAAAUAACCCCAUUUCAGAGUAAUUUUAACUCCAGAGUGGGAGUAAAAAGAACUCUUUUUCAGGAGUAAAAAUGACCCCAAAUUCGGAGUUAAAUUAGGAGUUAAAAUAACCCCAAAAAAGGGGUUAUCCUGUACCUAAAAUUUUUACACCAUUUUUGGAGUUAUAAUAACUCCCUAAAAAUUACGGUGUGUCUUCACAUUCUCAGAACUCUACGAAAGGAACUCUAGAUCUUUAGCCAGAAGGAAAUAGAUCACUUGUUUAAAACCCUAGUUCUUCCCAUUCUCACAUAUGGUCUCGCUGUGUAUGGCGCUUCUGAUUCUGAUUUAAAUGUUAUACAGCGUUUUUUUAGACAGGUGCCAUAAGCGUCAUUUAACCUCUCAAACAGUCAGCAUCUUUAAUCUUUUAGAACAGCAAGAUAAAUCCGCUUUCAAAAGGGCUAUUAGUAAUACACUUUCACUGAAACUUGGGAUAUGUAUUUUUAUCCUUUGAUUGAAUAAGACUAUUAUUAUUAUUAUUAUUAUUAUUAUUAUUAUUAUUAUUAUUAUUAUCAUUAUUAUUAUUAUUACUAUUAUUAUUUUCUCUUAAAAUCCGUCUAGUUCUUGAUCUCAUCAAGCGCGAUUGCAAACCACGAUGAUAUUUCUCGCGGCAAGCGGCUUCGCCGCUGGCGUGAUUAGGUUUUGCGUGCAGUGAUGCAAAGAAAAAUAAGAGACUCCUCGCAGUCUAUUUUCCAUAUAUCAAAUUCCGCAUAAUUAUGUCAUUCCGCAAGCCAUGCCACGUGCCAUUCCGUAAACUCAUUCCACCUUUUAACCUCACCGAUUCAUGGGUUAAUUGAAAUCACCAAAUCUAACAGCUAAUGUGUGCGGGUUAUGGACUAGGUAGAAGUGGGUGGCAUCCAAACUCUAUUCCCCGCAAAAGUGGCAGUUCUUUUAAGGUUUGAGCGGCUGCAUUAAUACCUCCCUCGCCUGCCCCCUAAAAAGGGAUUAAAAAAGAGGAAAUAACAAAAGAUUUAUACUUAAAGGCAUAGAAAACACAAGGUCUGGAUGACCUGGAGGGUUAUCCUCACUUGACAAUUAACACACCCCUGUUGUGCCGGUUGAAUUUCAGGUCGAGAUGGUAGAGAUGGAUUACCAGGACCUCCCGGUCCACCGGGGAAACCAGGCCCUGCGGGUGAGUUGGCUGCAGAUUUCAUACGUUUAAUCAGUCUUCCAGUUUUUGAAAACAAUUAUUAAUCUGCUACAUUAUUGGAUGUACUAAAAAUCUUAGGGUGGUAAUUUUUCGCCGCAAUUAUAAUGCAAAAAAGUACAAACUAGGGAGAAAGCAGUGGCAAAGAUGAUAAAUACCGCAUUGGCAUGCUAGUCUACAUGGGGUUGUAUAUUAACUCGUUGGCAAACGCGAUAUUUACCACAUUUACCCUUAAUUUCGUCUUAUUUUUUCUUUUUUUUUUUCCUUUUUUUGCAUCUUAUUAAUGCCCUGAGAAAAUUUGGUGUGAAACUAUUUUUUUCGUGCAGUGAUUCUACAAAAGUGUCAGAAACCACUUUGUCUUAAAACCAGAAUUAAAUCUACCAUCCGGUCUUCUUAGGAGCUUCUUAGGACAAGAGAUUACCACCCACGAAUCAGUCUGAUUUGUUGCGAGACAGGUUUGAACGUGGGUGGAAAUUGCGCAACAUAGCUUUGCAACUCGAUUUGCAGAAAUAUUGAAAAACAAAUUACUCGUUUUUGUUUCAAGUUUUUCCUUAGCUUUAAGAUAUAAAAGUUCUAGCAUAUUUUUAUUUUUCUUCAGGUAGGGACGGUAGAGAUGGAAGAGUGGGUCCCCGGGGACUUCGAGGACUUCCGGGACCAAAAGGUAUGAUCUGUGCUGCCUAGAGCAGAUUAACCGGGCAUAUGAUACGAGAGGUAUAAUUAUGUGCACCAUAAAUUAUUGGCCAAACAUAAGUUGUUCAGCAUGAGGUUUUCUCUGCGCAACUGACACAAAAAUACCUUGUUAUAUGAAGAUCACUUUAUGUAGAUGUAAUGGAAAAAAUUAUUUAAUAUCUGAUGUGGCAUGGAAUGUAACAACGGUAGAACUAUGCACAUAACAAAUAGAGCUUACAAUAGUUCGCGGGAAAAUACAGUGCCGGCUAAAGAUCUUACCACCAUUCAGUUGGCUUACAGAGACCUGCCUUAACUAGACCUUCCGCCCUUCUCUGAAUUCAUUCAGUUGUCCCCGGCAAUUGUAGUAGAUAAACAAGUUCAGAUUAUUUUGACUCCUAGUGUAUUACCGCACACCCUUACUCAAGGAAGGAAAGACGUUUAACGAUCAACGUGUAGCGGCAAAGUUUAUCAUUUUAGCACUUUGGAAGAUUAAAAUAAAGGGAUGGUAUGAACGUGAAUCAUGAACGUCUAGUAAACAAUAAAAUUGGAAAGUAGUUUACAGUUUUUAAGCAAUCGUUUUUGUUUUGUUUUGUUUUUGUUUUUUUGUUUUUUGUUGUUUUUUUUAUGGUAAUGAUAAUCGAAAAUAUUUUAUUGAUAACAUACUAACUAUUAAAAUUAAUCCUAUUUACAAUUAAUUCGCUCUAAAAAAAACUAUUUCGUCGAAACAUUAUUUACAAUUCCUUUCGUUAAAAAAAAAAAACCCUUAGUUUUGAUUACAAAAGAAAAAUUCAUUUCAUUAAUCAAAAAUUAUUCAAAUUAAGAACAUUUCGUUUCAAUUAAAACAAUUCAUUUCGAAUCAAGAAAGAAGAAACUAUUUUUAAGGUCAAUUGCAUUCUUACUAAGAUAAUCACUAAAAAAACACUAAAAAGAGGAAAAUUAAAUAGCGUUCACAACGUGUUAAUGACGAAUAUUUGCCAUUUAAAAGUAAGGAAACACAUCAAUAGUUCGAUUGAAUAGCUCCUUCAACAUCUUCGACGUCAAUAUCAACAUUCUUAAUGUCACGUGCUACUGUUCUUGUCCUGAGCCUCUAAGACAAACCAACGCAGAUCUCAAGAGUGCGAAUGAGGCUCUGGUUCUGAUCCAUGAGAUGGUUUCGGCAUACUGCUCGCAUUUUUUUAUGGCAAUCAGCUGUGCCAAGCGGCUAUGAUACAUCAAGCACUUCUUUCCCAUUCCGCCUGUUGUGGUGAAGACAAAGGUGUAAAUGUUCCAUGCUCAAUGUCCAGGACCCUCUUUGAGUAGAGACGCUUUUUCUCGUUGUCAUGGAUACGAUAAAUUUGUUGUGACUCUAGGUCCCUAUACGAUACAUUAUUAGGGUGACAGACCCUCACAUCGAUGGACGCUGAUCGAUGUCGCUCCCAGAAACCACGCACCUGGAUAUCUAACCUCGCCUCCUGAGCUUUGUUAGAUCCUCUGUUUAAAUGUUCGCCGGAGAUGUGUUAUUUCAUUUUAUUAGAAAUCUCACUCGUUCGCUCGCUCACUAGCCUACACCGCUGACGAAACUAAACUCUGCCGAUUAAGUCCGUUUGCCAAACAGCACCGAAAUUCUUUUUCUGAGCCCCCAGCUGUGUACCAGGAUUUGAGUACGCGCCAUGAUUGGUCUGUGAAAAAUGCCAUAGUCGAUUUGCCAAACAAGAUGACAGCUCACGGCGUAAACAUAAUAGCGUACUCGCGUACUUUCCAAGAAGUCCUGUACAUGUGGAUUCAUAUGUAAUGUAAUAAGUAGAAUAUGAUCCAUUCAUCCUUUUCAUGUUCCCCAGGAGAUGUUGGUAAAACUGGAAGUGUUGGCCCCCAGGGUCCCCCCGGACCACAAGGAGAGAAGGGAAAGGGACUGUCUGGGGUGAAAUACGUUCGCUGGGGAAGGACCAACUGCUCUGGAAAUGCUACGACGGUGUACAGUGGUAAGGUUGGAUAUUUAUUUAUUCAUUUAAUAAAUUGCGUCAAAAUGUAUGUCAUAGAGAAGAGAUCAUUUUAAGAAUAACUUACUUUCAUUCAUUUGACUAAAAUUAUAUGACAUAAAAGAAAUAGCUGUGAUAUGCGUCAACUUGGAUCAGGUAAGAAUUACAGUCGACUCUCUCUUAAUGGACACCUCCAUAAAAUUGACACCUCGGUAAAACGAACCCCUAGAGUUGGUCACUACCUUCACAUACUUCUUUUUUACUCUCUAUAAGACGAACACCACGCUUCAUCUGUAUGUCCAUUGGGCCAUCCUUAAAGAAAUGAUGGCAAGGCUUGAGAGAGGAUAUGGAUUACUGGCUGUCUUCAAUUUCUCUUUAAUAGCCAGGGGCACCCAACGUCAAUUUUUGGAAAAUAUCUGUUCGGAAGACUAUUUGAGAUCUAGAAUUUUCGGAACAUUUGUCGUAAAAUUUCUUUCUUGCCUGCCUCCUAGGAUUUUCGAAAAUCUUAAAAAUGGUAUAAUUGCCCCUUUUUAACGGAUUUUUAUCCUUAAAAGGUCGCCUAGAAUUUUCGGGAGCCUUUCUUCUGGCUGAAAUUUUCGAAAAGGUAAGUUUUGAUCCCUAUAAUUUUCGGAUCUCUAGACUUUCAGCUGGAAAAUCCGAACAGAUGAAAAAUUAUUAGGGGAUAAACAUAUGCCUAUAUCUACCGUUUAACAACUAAAUUAAGUUAAACAAUGCUAUGUUUAAGUGGUUUUGAACUAUAUUCUCGUUGGGUGCCCCUGGAUAGCAUCCACUCGCGCAAUGUUAAUGGUCUUAAUGUCAUGGUGGGAUCGAAACCCACCAACCAUGAGCGAGGUUUGUGAUACACCAAUCUCUAACAACCACGGUGGUACAAAUAGUUCGACUCAGUAAAUCGCCACUAUCGCCUGAUGAAGACCUGCAGUGUGCGGUCGAAACGUCGCGAUCAAUACCAAAAAGUGAGACAAACGAUAAAAACUAAGCCUUAAUAGUGCUUUUUUCGCUACUUGAACAGCGUCUGCAAAGCUUGUUUGAAGCCUUUAAUUGCUUAGCCAGAAAUGAUCUCUCAAACGUCAAAUUUAAUUUACCUCUCACUUCUUAUUAGGUAGAAUAGGUGGAGGGCAUUAUACUCACCGUGGAGGCGGAGCAAACUAUCUUUGCCUUCCAUACACUCCAAAGUACGACAAAUACAAAUCAGGCAAUCAGGGUACAGCAUAUGUGUUCGGCGCUGAGUACGAAGUGUCACUGUUUAACCCUUUUGAGGAAAAUGUCCAUGACCACGACGCACCUUGUGCCGUCUGCUUUGUCGAGUCACGUGGUUCGAUGCUGAUGAUGCCAGCACGGAACGACUGUCCCAGUGAAUGGACCGAGGAGUAUCAUGGGUACCUGAUGACUGAACAUUAUAAUCACCCGAGUCAAAAAGAUUUCAUCUGCGUUGACAAAGAUGCUGAGUAUAUCCCUGGCAGCCAAGCGAACCUGAACGGUGCAUUGUUGUACCCGGUUGAGGAACAUUGUGGCACAUUACCGUGUGGUCCAUAUGUUCAAGGUCGAGAGUUGACUUGCGCUGUUUGCACCAAGUGA